Messenger RNA from Xyrichtys novacula (pearly razorfish), 4424 nucleotides. Lineage: Eukaryota; Metazoa; Chordata; Actinopteri; Labriformes; Labridae. The record is from the annotation of a GenBank genome assembly.
AUGUAUAACCAAGACAAGGGAGGUGGUACAGGAGGAGAGGGAGGUGGAGGACAGACAGAAGACAAUCAGAAAGCUGAUGGGGUUGGUGAUGAAGACAAGCACACAAAGGACAAAAAUAAUAAGCUGGAGAAGGAAAGCAGUGAGAAGGAGCCGGGCAGAGAGUCAAAGAAGGAGAACCGUCGCUUACAGUUGAGGAAUGGCUGGGCUCUGACUGAACGCCUGGCCAUCAACGUGUCAGGGAUGCGCUAUGAGACUCAGCUACGCACUCUUGCACAAUUUCCCAACUCUCUGCUGGGUGAUCCCAAACGACGUCUCCGCUACUUUGACCCCAUGCGGAACGAACUCUUCCUGGACAGAAGCCGAGUCUGUUUUGAUGCCAUUCUCUACUUCUACCAGUCAGGCGGGAGGCUGAGGAGGCCUGCAAACGUCCCUCUGGACAUGUUCUUGGAAGAGCUGCGUUUCUACGAGCUUGGAGAGGAGAUCAUCGAUCGCUACAAAGAAGAUGAAGGUUUCCCCAAGGAAGAGGAGAGGCCCUUACCUACAAAUGAGCUGCAGCGUCGCCUCUGGAUGCUGUUUGAGUACCCAGAGUCAUCCGGCGGAGCUCGAAUCAUUGCCAUCAUCAGUGUUAUGGUCAUUGUGAUAUCAAUCCUCAUCUUCUGCUUGGAGACUCUGCCUGAGUUCAGGAAUGAGAAGGAACUGAGGGAGGUGAGGAUGGUCUGCAUGCUGCUGAUGCUUAAAGAGCUAUUUACUGAGCAAUAGGACGUUGACACACCAGGUUCAUAAUUCUACAGUCAUCAAAUAUUCACAUAAAGACUGGGCACUCUCAGGUCACUGGAGAACAAUGAGGUGGUUGACAGGCUGCAAAAAUGAGAGGUACUGCCACUAAGAAGUGAUGAGGAGGACACAGAAAGAUCACUACUGAUAGAUGUCAGCCAACCCAAGAUAAAGAAAAGAAAAAAAAUCAAAUUUUAAAGGAUUAAGAGAGAGGGAAGGGACAGCUGAGGAUAGAGUUCGUAUGAGGGUGUUUCUUCCCGAGAAUAUUUUGGGCUUGUCGUUAAACCUGAUCCACUAAGAUUCAGGGGGAGGAACAAAAAAGAAGAAAACACUUCUAGUGUGGAUGACAGAAAAAAAGUAAGCACAGACAGCUUUUGUGACUGAGGUUUACUCUUAAGGUGAGAUAGUGGAGAUGAUAUGUCUGGUCACACUCAGGCACAACUGCCAGUGCCAGUGCCAGAACCAACGAAUGCAUUCAGGUGGGACAAAUAUUUCGAGGGUCCCAUGAAGAGAUAGUGUGGAAGGAGUAGGAGGAAAAGAAGCAAGCGUGAAGGGAAGAGAGGGAGAUGAGCUUGUCUCGUGUUACCCCUUAGAGAUCUAAAGGGCUAUAUAUAGUGAAAGAACAACCCUUAGGGCACAUCAACACAUAAACGAAGGUCUAUAUUAAUAAAUGAUGUGACUCAUAGACUGUGCAUGGAAAACAGCAUUGAAAAAGGCUGGCAGAUCAACUUUUCUGAUGACCGCCACAAAAUGAAAUUAGCCUCACACACAGACACACACACCAGUAGUCUGGAGAGGAGGAGGAAUCUGCAGAAGUGAUACGCAACAGCACUUGUUAGAUUUAUGUCCCCCAUCACCACCAACGCUGCUCAGUUUCUACCAAACAUAGAUAGAUGGGCUCAUUUGAUCUGAGUAUUUGAAGCUUUAAAAGCUAUACUAACAAAGCCUACAAGCAAAGCCCUUCCGAACCAAUCACUCAUCACCGGAAGGUGGUGACAUACUACAAACUGAAUUGACUUGUUAGAUUCUUACCCAAGGUUUUUGUUUAUACCACAAGCUAUGCAACCUUCAAGUAAUUAAAGGAUCUUAGUCUCUCCGUUGUUGGAUCCUUUUCUUUCCAAAGUUAUAUCUUUCAGCUAUUUUUGCUUCUAUUAGAUGCAACAGCUGAAGAAAGACACGGGGUGCACAAAGUGGGGUAAGACAAGCAGCAAGGAGUGCUGUUUACUGCUGUAAUGAAGACUAAACAAAGAGGACCUCCUAAACAUUGGGCGUUUGGGCCACUAGGCCAGCAAUGUCACUCAUAGUUAGAUUCUGGGGCCAUGGCAUUGAUCCUUUGAGGCCAUACAAAUAGAAAUGAGAGUUUUUUGGACCAUAACAAUGGACCCACCAACUAAAGUUAACAGUAAUAGUUAUGGGGAUGCUGAGGAGAUGAAGGCUGGCCGGGUGAUUGUAUCACAAUUCAGAGGCGGUAUCCUCUAAAGGGCACAUUUAUAGACUUAUAACUGUGGCACACCAAGGCCCGUCCCAAUUCAAAUACAGCUUACAGAUUUGUCUUACUUUUUCUCAGGCCAACAUGGAGGCAUCAGGCCUUACAUUUUCUGUGUUUCUAUGUGCGCCAAAUGAAGUGGCAGAGUCAGUGUUCAAUAUCAGUAUUUGGUUUCAGCUCAGUGGUUCAAAUGUUAAAAAAGACAAACGUCAUAAAAUUUGAGAUUAUCUCCAACAUGGUAGAGAUGGUUGCUUAGUUGGAUAAUCCAAGACAAGUACUCACGUUAGCUUCCUGGUGCUUACACUGUAGUGCAAACAGGAAAUCCUUGUCUUAAAUGAGGACACAGUCAACAUACAGCAUGUGUGAAUAUUUUGCUGUGGUUAUAAGAAUGACAGGUGGUGAAGUGAAUGUUUGUGGACAAUAACUCAUUAAGGUCGACAUUCUCAAACGUUUCCUGAAGAAAAUCACUCACGCACAAUCAUCAUUAGACCAUUGACAUGCUUUGGGUGGUUUGGUUGAACUGAUCUUUUAAAAUGCAAGAGUUUAGACUAAUAAUGAGGCACAGGGAUCAAUGGACAGGGGGAAUCAUAAAACAAUAAAAAAAAACACAGUGUUGGGGAAAAUAUCCACUCCAAAGGCCCCAUGCUCAGAGUAACUGUAUCUAACUUGUUAAAAGACACUAAUGCUCAGUCAUCUCAAACCUGCAUUCCCUUCCCAGAAAGAAACAAGCGGCUGGGUUAAAUGAAGUGUCAGAUGCCUUGGCUGUGCUGGUGUCUUGGGUGUAAUGCAACCCCCAGUCACAUGAGCUUAAUAUUUUUUGUUUGCGUUUAAAUAUAGAGGAAAUGAUUUACAUAAAAGUCUGCAGUGUGAAAAUGGAGAAGACACAAAAGUUAACACAGUAUCACAGGUCUCACAGAUCUUGAUGACUCGUGUCAUUCUCUGCAUAUAUUGAAGAGCAACUCAUGCAAUAAUCACCUCUUCUCACCUAUCCUCUAUCUCUCCCCUGCUUACUUCCACCUUGUUUUCCGCCUGCUCACUUUCCUGUAAAUAUAGUCUCCAUGGAGAUAUUUAUUAGAGUCUUACCCUUCCCCUUUAGUCUCAGGUUCCUUCCCAGCUCAUGUUUGAUGAUCAACAGAUGACAGAGUACGAAUGCUACCUGUUUACAAAGCAGCUUCUUGAGUCUUUGAAAUCUCAAACCCUUUUCUCUUAUUCUUGACCUUUUCAGCAAUUCACCACGAUACCUCACCCCACCAAUCCCAAUGAAACCAUCUUAAUCCCACCGGGCUUCACCCCCUUCCAGGACCCCUUCUUCAUUGUAGAGACAAUCUGCAUCUGCUGGUUCUCCUUUGAACUUAUUGUGCGCUUUACCUGUGCUCCAAGCAAGAUGCAUUUCUUCAAAGACGUCAUGAACACCAUUGACUUCUUUGCCAUCAUUCCCUAUUUUGUGACGUUGGGCACAGAACUGGCCAAGGACAAAGGUGCUCAACCAUCUGUUUCCCUGGCCCUCAUUCGAGUCAUCAGGCUGGUAAGGGUCUUCAGGAUCUUCAAGCUCUCUCGCCACUCCAAGGGCCUACAGAUCUUGGGCCAGACGCUCAAGGCCAGCCUCAGAGAGCUUGCCCUGCUCAUCUUCUUCCUCUUCAUUGGAGUUAUACUCUUUUCCAGUGCUGCCUACUUUGCAGAGGUGGACAGCCCUGAAACAGCAUUCACCAGUAUCCCUGAAGCAUUCUGGUGGGCUGUGGUAUCCAUGACAACAGUGGGCUAUGGUGACAUGUAUCCAGAGACAGUAGGGGGGAAGCUGGUUGGCUCUAUGUGUGCCAUUGCUGGGGUGCUCACCAUCUCACUGCCGGUACCUGUCAUCGUCUCAAAUUUCAGCUACUUCUACCACAGGGAGAUGGAGUGUGAGGACACAACCCAGUACAACCAUGUCAACACAUCGUUGUGGGAGAAGGACAGGGAAGAUGAAGGAGAGGAUAAUGAUGAUGAAGAAGGAAUGGACGACAUGCCUGAAUACAUGGAAGAUUAUGCGCUGUUGAAUGGGCAAAAUAGCACAGGUAUCUGUGCACCAAUUAAUGGGACUCUCCCGACAGGACUGUGUGCCAGUCAAGCCUCAAGUCAGGGAGGGAUCAACUUCUACCUCAAAGAGCCUUUGGUCACUCAGGUGUGA